Propithecus coquereli (Coquerel's sifaka) is the source of this 1622-nucleotide messenger RNA. RefSeq names its product retinol dehydrogenase 16-like. NCBI's taxonomy places the organism in Eukaryota, Metazoa, Chordata, Mammalia, Primates, Indriidae. The record is from RefSeq and is a predicted model, not a curated record. Gene Ontology annotation, molecular function: oxidoreductase activity.
UCUGCGUGUGUCUCUCUCCCCAACGACAUGUGGCUGUACGUAGUGGCCCUCGUGGGCUUGUACUGCCUUGUGCGCUGGCACCGGGAGAGGCAGGUGGUGAGCCACCUCCGAGACAAGUACGUCUUCAUCACGGGCUGUGACUCAGGCUUUGGGAACCUGCUGGCCAGACAGCUGGACAUGCGCGGCUUGAGGGUGCUGGCUGCGUGUCUGACGGAGAAGGGGGCUGAGCAGCUGAGGACCCAGACAUCAGACAGGCUGGAGACGGUGAGCCUGGAUGUCACCAAGACAGAGAGCAUCUCUGCAGCUGCCCAGUGGGUGAAGGAGCGUGUGGAGGACAUAGGACUCUGGGGCCUGGUGAAUAACGCCGGCAUCUCUGUGCCCUCGGCCCCCAAUGAGUGGUUGACGAAACAAGACUUUGCAACCAUACUGGACGUGAAUCUGCUGGGGAUGAUCGAGGUGACUCUGAGCCUGCUGCCCUUAGUGAGGAAGGCGAGGGGCCGCGUGGUCAAUGUCUCCAGCAUGGCAGGUAGAUUGUCUCUUGUAGGUGGCGGCUACUGCAUCUCCAAGUACGGCGUGGAGGCCUUCUCGGACUCCCUCAGGAGGGAGCUUGCCGCCUUUGGGGUGAAGGUGGCUGUAACUGAGCCUGGUUUCUUUCAGACGUACAUGACCAACCAUCAGAGUUUCUGGCAUGUCCAGGAGUCAUGGAAGUGCACCAGCCCUGAGAUCAAGGAGAUCAAUGGCGAGAAGUUUCUAGCAACCUACUUCAAGGCACUAUCUGAAAACCAUUUGUCAACAUACAACCAGAAUGUGUCGAAGGUGACGGACUGCAUGGAGCAUGCGCUGACCGCCUGCCACCCCCGCACGCGCUACUCAGCUGGCUGGGACGCCAAGCUCCUCUACCUCCCCAUGAGCUACAUGCCCACCUUCCUGGUGGACGCCAUCCUUACCCGGGGCCUCCCAAGGCCGGCCAAAGCCCUGUGAAGCCAGAACUGUGGCACUUGUUUGGGUGGGGUUGGAUGCUGUGUGAGCGGUGAUGUGUCCUGGGGAGAGAAAUAGGGUAGAGGAAGGCAGCUGUCAUGUCAUCAAGUCACCUGUCCUACCUCCAUCCUCCCCUCUUGGCCAUGAUUCUCCUGGGAUUUCAUCCGGGACACCAGAGAUGUUAGUAGGAAGGUGCCAAGUUAUGCAGCUGAAGAACAAGAAUCCAAUAGUGCUCCUGGAUGUAUUGUUGCCUUCGGUGGCCACUCAAGGCUCUAAGCCUCUUGGGGCAAUGAUGGGGGGACAAUUAGGGAGAGUGUGAGCUGGGGAGGAUGGCUUAGCCCACACCUUCUCUGCCUGCUGCCCACCUCCUUAGGGUGUGCGUUAGCCUGGUCAGUCUACACCCUCCCAUAUGGUGGAAAUGCUUGAAGGUGAUCCGGGACCUCUCCUACUUCUGAAGAUACCCAUGUACAUGGGGUGGGGAUGGGCAGAAAAACCACUAACCUGGCUCAUCGUCCUCAGCUGGCAACUUAGUGGGCAUUGGCUGGAAGGUGUUCUCAAUAGGGGUCUUUGCAUAAAACACAUAACCGAUGUUUCAUGUGACUUGAACCCACGGAGAUUUUUGAUUAUUUUGCCCUAGAAACACU